GUGGACUCUCAGCUCUCAGUAACGCGAACAAAACAACAACAAAAGAGCUGCUGAGCCGCAGAGUUCCUGCUGCUGCCGAUGUGAAAAUGAAGCGCUCCCUGGGGAUCUGCCUCCUGCUCUGCUGCGCUCUCUUCGGACUGGGAUCAGCGAUCCGCUGCUACAGCUGUAAGGAUUACACCGCAAGCUGCUCCAAACAGAGAGAGUGCAGCUACGACGACGCCUGUCUCACUCUCAGCGAGAGAGGUGGGAUGACUUUCCGCCAGUGUCUGAAGUAUUCAGACUGUGAGUACGGCCGACUGGGACAGAUGUUUCCCCAGGUUUCCAGUUUCACCUUCAAGUGCUGCAACUCUGACCUGUGUAACUCCGCCCCCUCAUCGUCGGCGAGCUCUGUGAUUGGCCUGCUGGCCUCGGCCGCGGUCAUGUGGUGGUGUGUCCACUGAGGAGCGCCCCCUGUGGCUGAAACAUGUAACAACAGCUUCUCUAACAACAUCUCAUCAAAACAUUCACACUUUAUCAGUAUUUAUAUGUAAAGAAAUUAGUUGUUUAAACAUUAAAAUAUUCACUGGUGAUUAAAGGAAUAAGAAUAAUUGAUCACGUCUGAUGAGAACACAUGAUAUUAUAUAUACAGUCACCAUGGUAACACAUUAUAUGUAUCAGCUGUUUUACAGGAAACUGCACCUCUAACUGCAGAACCGCCAAAAUAAAGUGUAACUGAAAACGAUCUGAAGCUGCUUCUUUAACCGUCUGUGAAUUAAAUAAAUAAAUGGUGACAAACUGGAAA
Messenger RNA from Cottoperca gobio, 781 nucleotides. RefSeq names its product CD59 glycoprotein. The record is from RefSeq and is a predicted model, not a curated record. The transcript is spliced from 5 exons. Lineage: Eukaryota; Metazoa; Chordata; Actinopteri; Perciformes; Bovichtidae. The coding region runs from base 87 to 440 and encodes 117 amino acids.